This is a messenger RNA of Acomys russatus (golden spiny mouse), 1950 nucleotides long. RefSeq names its product cytochrome P450 2D4-like. Gene Ontology annotation, biological process: arachidonate metabolic process; xenobiotic metabolic process. NCBI's taxonomy places the organism in Eukaryota, Metazoa, Chordata, Mammalia, Rodentia, Muridae. Bases 366 to 1868 code for a protein of 500 amino acids. The transcript is spliced from 9 exons. Gene Ontology annotation, cellular component: cytoplasm; intracellular membrane-bounded organelle. Gene Ontology annotation, molecular function: oxidoreductase activity, acting on paired donors, with incorporation or reduction of molecular oxygen, reduced flavin or flavoprotein as one donor, and incorporation of one atom of oxygen; heme binding; iron ion binding. The record is from RefSeq and is a predicted model, not a curated record.
GCCCACAGGGAUGCGAGGCGGCCUCCCAGUGCCCAGCCAAGCAUAACCAGUAUGCCAGGCCCACAUGAUUCCCCUGGGUUUCUGUCCCCUUCCCCUGCAUAAGCAUCUGAGGCCUUAGAGGGCAGGCACCUCUAAAAUUACCAUUGCCUCUGGCCUGCCUUGACACCCCCUUGCACUCUGCAUGGUCAAUGCGCCAGCGUGCCUUAAGGCAGAGGACAAAGGGCAGCAUAGGCUCCUUUAUAAAGGACUAGCCCAGGCCAGCUGAAGGUCCAGGGUGUGCUGAUACUGUUGUUCCUGGUCCUAGGCAGCUUGGAGCGAAGACUGAGAGGUGUUUCCUGAGAAACCCAGAGAGUGGCAGAGCAGCCAUGAGGCUGCUGACUGGGGCUGAGCUGUGGUCCGUGGCCAUAUUUGUGGUCAUCUUCCUGCUUCUGGUGGACCUGAUGCACCGGCGCCAGCACAGGACUGCCCGCUACCCACCAGGCCCCAUGCCAUGGCCUGUGCUUGGGAACCUGCUGCAGAUAGACUUCCAGAAUAUGCCAGCAGGCUUCCAAAAGCUGCGAUGUCGUUUUGGGGACCUGUUCAGCCUACAGCUGGCGUUUGAGCCAGUGGUUGUACUCAACGGCGUGACGGCCUUGCGCGAGGCACUGGUGAAAUACAGCGAGGACACCUCUGACCGCCCACCACUGCAUUUCAAUGACCAAUUGGGCUUUGGACCACGCUCUCAAGGUGUGGUCCUGGCAGAGUAUGGAGCUGCCUGGCGGCAGCAGCGACACUUCUCUGUGUCCACCUUUCGUCACUUUGGCCUGGGCAAGAAGUCAUUGGAGCAGUGGGUGACUGAGGAGGCCAGGUGCCUCUGUGACGCCUUCGCUGCCUACACAGGGUGCCCUUUCAGCCCUACCUCUCUGUUGGAAAACGCAGUGUGUAAUGUGAUCGCAUCCCUCCUCUACGCCCGCCGCUUUGAGUACGAUGACCCUCGCUUCAUCAAGCUACAGGGCUCGUUGAAGGACACCCUUAAGGAGGAAGCUGGAUUCCUGCCCAUGUUCCUGGGCGUGUUCCCAGUGCUCCUGCGCAUCCCAGGGCUAAUUGGCAACAUCUUCCCUGGACAAAAGGCCUUUGCCACCAUGCUGGAUGAGCUUCUAACCGAGCAAAAGAUGACGUGGGACCCUGCCCAACCACCCCGAGACCUGAUUGAUGCCUUCCUGAAUGAGGUGGAGAAGGCCAAGGGGAACCCUGAGAGCAGCUUCAAUGACGAGAACCUGCGCAUGGUGGUGGCUGACCUGUUCACUGCAGGGAUGGUGACCACGUCAACCACGCUGUCCUGGGCCCUGCUGCUCAUGAUCCUGCACCCGGAUGUGCAGCGCCGGGUCCAGCAGGAGAUUGAUGAAGUCAUAGGCCAGGUGCAGCACCCAGAGAUGGCUGACCAGGCCCACAUGCCCUACACCAAUGCUGUCAUCCAUGAGGUGCAGCGCUUUGGUGACGUCCUCCCACUUGGCGUGCCUCACAAGACAUCUUGCGACAUUGAAAUGCAGGGCUUUCUUAUCCCUAAGGGGACGACCCUCAUCACCAACCUGUCCUCAGCACUGAAGGACGAGACCGUCUGGGAGAAACCCCUCCACUUCCAUCCUGAGCACUUCCUGGACGCCCAGGGACACUUUGUGAAGCAUGAGGCCUUCAUGCCAUUCUCCGCAGGCCGCCGCGCAUGCCUGGGGGAGCCCCUGGCCCGCAUGGAGCUCUUCCUCUUCUUCACCUGCCUCCUGCAGCGUUUUAAGUUCUCCGUGCCUGAUGGACAGCCCAGGCCCAGCGACCAUGGUGUCUUUGGUGCUCUGACAACCCCACUCCCCUACCAGCUCUGUGCUCUGCCCCGCUGAGAGGAGGGACAACAUCUCACUCACUGCCCUCCUAGGGUCCUAAUGUGCAAUAAGUCAUUGUGCUCUAAACUAAAUCACCCCU